This is a messenger RNA of Aspergillus homomorphus CBS 101889, 2230 nucleotides long. Its product is annotated as putative topoisomerase family protein TRF4. The transcript is spliced from 3 exons. Bases 1 to 2076 code for a protein of 691 amino acids. The record is from RefSeq and is a predicted model, not a curated record. Gene Ontology annotation, biological process: RNA 3'-end processing. Gene Ontology annotation, cellular component: nucleolus; TRAMP complex. Gene Ontology annotation, molecular function: poly(A) RNA polymerase activity; mRNA binding. Lineage: Eukaryota; Fungi; Ascomycota; Eurotiomycetes; Eurotiales; Aspergillaceae.
AUGCCACCGGCCUAUGAGUUUCGGGGAAAUGACAGGGGAAAUGACCGACGGUCAUCGUACCGCCCCAAGCAAGAGUUCACCUUUCGUUAUCCGCGUCCUGGCACCUCCGAGCGCCCGCUAUUGAGAACUAGAAGAGAAGCAACACCGGAACAGCUGGUAGCCCAAGGAGCGUCGGACAGCAAUCCUGGUCUGAAGUUUGUUUCUCUGGAGAAUCUUAGCGACAGUGAAGAGGCGGAUAUGGAUGUUUCUUCAGAUGACGAUAUGGAAGCGACUCACCCACGUAAAAAACGCGCCACUGAAUCUAACACCAACGCAUCUGCCGCCCCUGCUCCAGCGCCCACCCCCAAGUGGUCUAACCCCGAUCCUUAUACUGCUCUGCCUCCACCGGAUGAGAGUCAGUCUAAACGAGUGGACGUGGUGAAGUUGAUUCGCAAGGCUCGGAUUGCCGCGACUGCGACGCAGCCCGUCCAGACGGAUGCAGUGACGACCAACGAGGAUUUCAUCUCACUUGGUGGGUUGGGCGAUGAUGAAGAAGACAGAAACCCCCCGGAAAACGCGCCCACCGGUCCAAAACGUCAGCUCGAAGGAAGGGAUUCCGCGCUGGGCAGUCGCAAGAGGACAUAUGACGACGAGAUGAAGGGCAUUUCUAAGAAGACUGGGAAGCCGCUGAGUCGGUUUCAUAAUGAUGGUUCGAUAACUGACGAAUGGAGGGUGCGCCCACUUCAAUCGGGUGCGCCGUGGCUUAACCAUAUGGAGCCUACCUUGCACUUGGCUACCAGAUUACACAACGAGAUCUUGAGUUUCUACCACUGGGUGAAGCCUGUGCCUUAUGAACAAAUUGUGAGAGAGGACUUGGUGUCGAGAUUGCAGACUGCGUUCCAGAGCAGGUAUUACGGCGUGCAACUUCGCCCCUUUGGUUCUUUCGCGUCCGGUCUUUACCUUCCCACCGCGGACAUAGAUCUGGUUCUACUUUCGACAAACUUUAUGCGUCAUGGAAUCAAGACUUUUGGCGAGCGAAAAGGUCAAAUCUACGCAUUUGCCGCAUUUCUGAAGAACCAGAACAUAGCUGUUCCCAACUCAAUCGAGACGAUAGCUCAUGCUCGUGUCCCCAUCCUCAAGUUCGUGGACAAGACCACCAGUCUAAGAGUGGAUCUUUCCUUUGACAAUGACAGUGGACUGGUCGCCAAUGAGACGUUCAAGCAGUGGAAGUCUGAGUAUCCUGCCAUGCCUGUCCUUGUGUCUGUGGUCAAACAAUUUCUCCUUCUUCGAGGCCUCAAUGAAGUACCUACUGGUGGGUUGGGCGGGUUUUCAAUCACUUGCCUUGUCACGAGCUUGUUGCAACAUAUGCCAUCUGGCCAUUCGGCGCCAAACUUGGGCAGCAUGCUCAUGGAUUUCUUCGAAUUCUACGGCAAUCAAUUCGACUAUGAGAACGUUGCCAUCCGUUUCAACCCGCCUGGUUACUUCAAUAAGAGGGUCUACAGCUCCCGGGACAAUAACCCUCGUCUCUCGAUCGAAGAUCCCAACAAUACUGACAACGACGUCUCUGGCGGCACACGAGAGAUAGCCUUGAUCUUCCGGUCUUUCGCUGAGGCCUACAAGCGGCUCAAGGCACGCAUGAUCACAACCGCCAGUUUAGAGGAUCCUCAGGCCAGCAUUCUGGAGACCAUCAUUGCUGCAAACUACGACGAAUAUACCGAGCAAAGGUGGCAGCUGCGCCAGAUCUUCGACAAUGAUUCCCGCUUCGCUCAUCUGCAUCAGCCUCCUACACCCCCGCCGCCACCUCAAGGCUCACCCCCCGCCAAUGCUGCUCCGCCGCCCCCUCCCCUGCCUCCCAGUCCCCCCCCACCUGCCCAAGGAGCGAAGGAGAAGGAGAAGGUCACAAAGCAACAAAAGAAACAACAGGCUGCGAGAGAUCGUGCGAUCCGUCUGAGGCGAUUGCGUCCAGACCUUCCGUCUGUUCCCAGUUCCAUUUCCAAUGAACAAGCACUGAGUCUAGGUGGAUAUAAGACCCAGUCAGACAUGGAUCGGGACCUUAUCCAGCGUGAGAAAGAAUUGAACCCGUCUAGCGAAGACUAGUCCAGUCUCAUGACUCAGUCAAACUCAUAGUGUUUGUACAUUUUUUUCAUGGUCACUGGCAGGAGCUCUGAUGUCAUGUGCUUGGUGAUGACAGCGUGUUUCCCCGGGGUGGCAUCUUCCUCUUAUCAAUUAUUUUCGUGUCGUUCUGAGCGUC